UGUUGUGUGUGUGUGUAAUUUGUGAAAAUGUCGGAGCAACGCUGGAGGGAGGACCCGGGUGUUUGGUGGCCCGCUCCCGACCAGAACAACAGAGCCCCGGACUCGUUCCCGUACAAAAAUUUCCCACCCCCUAGUGCUGCCCCUUGCGUCAGGGGCUACCCUGACUACCGCGGGGUCCCCGGCAGGCCAGACGGCUCAGUGGCGCCCCCCGGCUGGUGGCCGUCUUACCCCGGAAUGGACGGUGGCAUGACCAAUUCGGCCGCAGUGCCGCAAAACUCUUCACAACAGCAGAGUCAGCUGCACCAGCUUCACCAGCAACACCAACAGAUUCAGCAGUUCCAGCAGCAUCAGUUCCAGCCCCAGCACCAACAGCAGCACCAGGCCGCAGCGCAGCAACUCCACUUACAACAACAGCAGCAUCAACAAAGAGGCAAAAUGCCGCGUGGAAAGGGACCUGAUGCCAAGCCCAGGGGGCGCAUGACUGCCUAUGCCUUCUUCGUGCAGACCUGCAGGGAGGAGCACAAGAAGAAGCACCCCGAGGAGUCCGUCGUCUUUGCCGAGUUCUCCAAGAAGUGCGCCGAAAGGUGGAAGACCAUGGUGGACAAGGAAAAGAAGCGUUUCCACGAGAUGGCCGAGAAGGACAAGAAGCGCUACGAGCUGGAAAUGAAGGACUACAAGCCGCCCAAGGGCGAGAAGGUCCGCGGAAAGAAGCGCAAGCACAUCAAGGACCCCAACGCACCCAAGCGCUCUCUGUCUGCCUUCUUCUGGUUCUGCAAUGAUGAGAGGCCCAAGGUGAAGGCCAUCAACCCCGAAUACGGUGUCGGCGACAUUGCCAAGGAGCUGGGCCGCAGGUGGUCUGAUUGCGACCCUGAGUGCAAGGGCAAGUACGAGGCCAUGGCCGAGAAGGACAAGGCUCGCUACGACAGGGAAAUGACCGCCUACAAGAAGAAGCCCAAGUUGCCCCCAGGAGUGCCUGCCAAGCCCGCCUCCGAAGACGAGGAUGACGACGGCGACGACGAUGAUGGAGAUGACGACGAAUAAACAGUAAUAACUUAAGAAUAAUAAUGCUGCUGAGAGACUGUGCUACAACCAUCGCCCCCCAGUGUACAUACAUUUAAAGAGUAAAUCAUGCAAACAAGUUUUCAAUUUUGGGUUUGUACUUAGCCAAUGAACGACGACUGUUGUAUCAAAAUUUUUCAUACAACUGGGAGGGUUUGACCUGAUGCACGCAAUGCAGUCGGUUUUCAUUUCGUUAGGCGCAUUGUCUUUCUCCUAGGUGUAAGUGUGUGUAUCUUUUUCUUUGGUACCUGCUUCAGUCUGCUGCUGGCUGGAGUCAAAUCCUCCUGGUGGCUUAACAAGUGCAAUUGGUGGUGAGGCCGGCCGCCAUAAGGACUCCUCUAUACAUAAUAUAUUUUGUUCUCGUGUUCAUGUCUAUACACAUUCCUCACGUGAAGGAUAGAACAAACAAGGAAGAAAAAUUCAAAAAAAGAAAACAAACGUUAAACACACGGAGAAGAAGAAGCAAGUAAAUUAAGAAUAAUCAUCAUUUUAAGGAGAAAAACAUUUUAAAAAUAAUUACACUACUCUGAUUGUAAAAUACUGUAGAAUAUUUUAAUACUUUGCAGACCACAAACUACUACUGAACGAGACAGAGGCGCGUCAUUUUAAGAAAGUGUAACCGCGCCUCACCCUCUUUUUUUAUUUACACAAAGAAAAAGUAAACUGAUGACCGAUGAUAUGCUCUGUAUUUAAGUUUCUAGAUGAAAAUCGACUUAGUAAAGUCAGUAUUUGUUUUGUAUCUCAUAGAAAAUAAACUAAAAAAAAUUUCCAAAA
This is a messenger RNA of Neocloeon triangulifer, 1833 nucleotides long. It is a transcript of the gene Dsp1, whose product is annotated as high mobility group-T protein. The record is from RefSeq and is a predicted model, not a curated record. The transcript has 5 exons. NCBI's taxonomy places the organism in Eukaryota, Metazoa, Arthropoda, Insecta, Ephemeroptera, Baetidae. Gene Ontology annotation, cellular component: nucleus. Bases 28 to 1041 code for a protein of 337 amino acids. Gene Ontology annotation, molecular function: DNA binding, bending. Gene Ontology annotation, biological process: regulation of transcription by RNA polymerase II.